This is a messenger RNA of Daphnia pulicaria, 2705 nucleotides long. RefSeq names its product TRAF3-interacting protein 1-like. Gene Ontology annotation, molecular function: microtubule binding. Gene Ontology annotation, biological process: cilium assembly; regulation of microtubule cytoskeleton organization; intraciliary transport. The record is from RefSeq and is a predicted model, not a curated record. NCBI's taxonomy places the organism in Eukaryota, Metazoa, Arthropoda, Branchiopoda, Diplostraca, Daphniidae. The transcript has 10 exons. Gene Ontology annotation, cellular component: axoneme; ciliary basal body; intraciliary transport particle B. Bases 259 to 2160 code for a protein of 633 amino acids.
UUGGAUUUCUGGUCGUCAUGGUGACCAAUCGAGCGUCACACACAUACCUUGGCUCGUCAGACGGACACAGAUUACUUAUUCAUCCCAGAAUAUAUUAUAUCGUGUGUGACGUGUGUUUCGAUAGAAACUGCGAAUCUCUUUGCAGGAAAAGUACCAAACAAAACACAGCCUUGAUCUGGAUUAUUCGCUCCUCUCGCGUCCUCAGUGUCAGUGUUUCUCCAUCACCUGAACCGCCAGCAGCAGCAGCAGCGAGUAAAUAUGGUUGAAGAGAUAGAUCCCUCGGUGAUCCAACGCACUCAACAAAAGCUGGGAAAGUACAUUCAGCGACCUCAGCUGACGGAUAAACUCCUGAAACGUCCACCUUUCCGGUUUAUUCACGACAUUAUCACGGCCGUCAUCAGUCAGUAUGGCAUACUGGAGAAUGUUUUCACUAAACAGGAACUACUUUCUGAGAACAUCAAGGAAAAAGAAGACAAAAUAGCGUUCCUGCAAAAGUUUAUCUCCCACAUAUCAUCUGAACUUGGACAGAAUUUGAAUGUGAAGCCAUCCAAGAUUGUCGCUGGCAUUGAAGCUGGAAAAACAAAUGAUUUACUUCAAGCCUUGGCUCUGAUGCUUGAAAAUAAUAAGCAAAAUAGUAAUUCCCAACAAAAGAACAACACCUUGUCAGCCAAACCUGAGAAAAAGGUUUUGAAGAAAAGUGUUCCACCUGGCACUACUUCGAAAGAAAACAAUGUAUCAAGAUCUACAGCCAAAUCAGAUGCCAUCAACAGACAAGCACCCAACACGAAUAAAACCAAAGAUGUAGCCAAAUCAGGAGUCAGCAGUAACAAACCAAGUCAAUUUUCUACUUCUUCAUCAAAGCCUGCCUUGCCUAACAAAACAACGACUAACAAUAGUAAAACUGAGGAAGCUAAAAAAGAUCCUGGUGCCAGCAGUAGCAAUAGGAAGCCAGACAACUCAAGCAAAACAUCAUCAACCAAGCCAACUUCUAGUGUUUCAGUCAAAAUGAACAACAGCAGCUCCCGGAACGUGAAAGACGCUACAGCAACUCCCCGUAGCAGUAGAUCAUUAGAAAGAUCCCAGCAACAAAAUCAGAAAAAUAUUGUCGAAGAAACCAUUGCCGAUGAUGUGACGAACGUUGAUCCUCCGGACUAUUCCAACAAUGUUGACGAAGAACCCGUUAAAGAUUCAUCAAUAAUUAUCCCGACCGAUGGUUUCGAUGACAAAUCCUUACAUGUGUCUCCAGAUUUCCCUUCUAUAGACAGCGGGAUUACAAUCGAACAGCCUAUGGAUACAUCAACCAUCCGACCUUUAAAAUCUUUGGCUGCUCGAGAUCUACAAGAUGAAGGGAUCGACGAUUUGGCAGAAACGCAGGAGCCGCCUGAAAUGAUCUCCAGCAGGAUCGCACAGCUGUCACCACCUCAAACUAACAUCCUGAAUGCGUUCGAAAAGCCGAUUCCUAAUCGAAGUUUAAGUCCCAACUUGCCACUCAAGCGACCGGCCAGCGGAAGUCGGCCGAAAAGUUCUCGGCGUCCGCCUUCGAGGACCUCAAGAGAUAGACUUUCAGUCAUUCAACAGGACAGCAGACCUAUGACUGGCCAAGUGCCUCGAGUGAUUAUUGAAGGCAAUCCCAUGUCAGACGACGAAGAAGAUAGAAUAGUCCAGGCAGCUGUGUUUGAUCAAGCCACGGCCGAUCUCUCUCAAGCUGGCGCUGAUGAAUUCAUGGGCGGUGAACAGGGUAAACUAGUCGAACAAAUUUUAUCUGCCCAAAGAGAGUGGGAUCCCCUAUCGGAUAUGGAGUCUGGCAAUAGGGAGCAUGACAGCUCUUCAGCCCAAGUGCAGCAUCUGAAGAGUCUCAUCCAAGAAAUGGCGCAAGCCGCAUUGCCGCUGGGCCAGUUGAUCCCGCUCAUUCACGAAGAUAUGGAGACGGUGCAUCAGGAAUGGCAAUUUUGGAAGCGAGAAGCCGAUCUGCUGGAGGAAGAAUAUCAAAGAGAAAAAACAUCGAUUGACAGCGUCGUUGAAAAACUUCAGGCCGAGUUGGAGCAGUUGGACCGUGUCGUGCUCGAGCAUCAGAUGAGACUUAACACGGCCAAAGUUUCCGUCCUCAAAACAGAAAAAGACGUUUCGCUCGUGAUCUCAAAUUUCGGAAAGAAGCGCUAAUCUUUCAGAUGUCGCCGGUGUUUUGACUUUACAUUUUUGACAGUAAAUAAGCCCUAUUUUAAAAAUAAUAAUAAUAAUAUGAUCUCUAAUCGUUAAGAUAAAGAAAAGGUGGAAUGGAACGCCUUUAUUAAAACAUUCCAUUUUAUUUUAUCUCAAGUCAUCACUAAAAAAAUGUCAACAAACUAGAUUCUCUGUCGGACGUGCAAGUCGUUUCACGUAUUUUCGAGCAUCUUUUUGUUGUAACGACUGAAAUAAUGUUUCCCAUACUCGUACGAUGAAAUCAUGACUGCACAGGCCGGUGCUGCAAAAAGGCAAGAAAAGAUGAUAACCUUUGAACCUUGCAAAGAAAAGUGCAUUAGAAAUUUGUAUCAAUUAAGAAAUCGAACCUAUUUUGGCUAUUCGCGGUACUAGUCCCGCAAAAAGUCCCCCAACUCCUCGUUGCUGGUAGAUCCUUUGAAUGAUUUCUUUAGUUGUGCUGACCUUUCUCGGUGGCUCAUCUGUGAAAAGUGGAAUGGAAAAUAUCAGCAAUAAAUACUAUAAAAUAA